Boleophthalmus pectinirostris (great blue-spotted mudskipper) is the source of this 7119-nucleotide messenger RNA. RefSeq names its product calcium channel, voltage-dependent, R type, alpha 1E subunit b (gene cacna1eb). The coding region runs from base 1 to 7119 and encodes 2372 amino acids. Gene Ontology annotation, molecular function: high voltage-gated calcium channel activity. Gene Ontology annotation, biological process: chemical synaptic transmission; calcium ion import across plasma membrane. The record is from RefSeq and is a predicted model, not a curated record. Gene Ontology annotation, cellular component: voltage-gated calcium channel complex; membrane; neuronal cell body. The transcript has 49 exons. NCBI's taxonomy places the organism in Eukaryota, Metazoa, Chordata, Actinopteri, Gobiiformes, Gobiidae.
AUGCUCACCAACUCAGACCAGUCCCUGCACGUUCCACUCGCUGCCAGUCUCCGCCCACUGCCCGGGUACAGUGAGGCUCGAGUCCAGUCCUCCCUGUCCCUCCCUGAACCAGAACCAUGGCGGAGGAGCCCCACCACUGCCCGCCCCGGUCUGGCCCAAGGGAACCGCUCGUGCUCACUGCAGGUUCCCAACAUUGGACCAGAGCACCUGAGCCUUCCCCCCCGGGCAGCCAGCUUCGACUUAGCCCCCCGGGACGACUCAGACCAGGGCUCGGGGUCCCUGAGCCCCCACAGCGGUCGCCGCAGGAGGGGGGGGCUGGUGGAGCAAAAGGAUGUGAUCAUGGCUCACCAAGCACACAAGAUCCAGAGCACGCCGCAGGCUCGCAGAAAGGAGUGGGAAAUGGCUCGCUUCGGAGACGAAACGGCUCCUAGUACCGUGGACUCCGGGGAUGGCGACUUGGAGCGCGGGGGAGAUGGUCAGGACGCAGCCGCUGCUUCUGCGGGACUCACCGCUUCAAUGAAGCAAGCCAAGGCUCAGCGGGCCCGGACCAUGGCUCUGUACAACCCCGUGCCCCACCGGCAGAACUGCCUCACCGUCAACAGGUCGCUCUUCAUCUUCGCGGAGGACAACAUCAUACGGAAAUACGCGAGGCGGAUCAUCGAGUGGCCUCCAUUUGAGUACAUGAUUCUGGCCACCAUCACCGCCAACUGUGUGGUCCUGGCCUUGGAGCAGCAUCUCCCCGGAGAGGACAAGACGCCCAUGGCAAAACGACUUGAAAAGUCAGAGCCAUACUUCAUUGGGAUCUUCUGCUUCGAGGCUGGGAUAAAACUGGUGGCCCUGGGCUUUGUGUUCCAUAAAGGCUCUUAUCUGAGGAACGGCUGGAACGUCAUGGACUUCAUCGUAGUGCUCAGUGGGAUCUUGGCGACAGCUGGGGCCCAUAUGAACAUCCCAGUGGAUCUGAGGACCCUACGUGCUGUCAGAGUGCUCCGGCCACUGAAGCUCGUCUCUGGGAUCCCAAGUCUACAGAUUGUGCUGAAGUCCAUAAUGAAGGCCAUGGUCCCCCUGCUCCAGAUCGGGCUCCUCCUCUUCUUCGCCAUUCUCAUGUUCGCCAUCAUCGGCCUGGAGUUUUAUAGCGGGAAGCUCCACCACACCUGCCUGGCAUCCUUCGAUAUUCUGGACAAUGAGACGGUGGAUUCGUCGGAGCUGGCGUUUGCAUGUGGCGUGAGAAAGUGUCCGGAAAAAUACGACUGUAAUGACACGUGGAUUGGUCCCAACGAUGGCAUCACGCAGUUUGACAACAUUCUGUUUGCUGUCCUCACCGUCUUCCAGUGCAUCACUAUGGAGGGUUGGACAGCUGUGCUCUAUAAUACCAAUGAUGCCUUGGGCCCCACGUGGAACUGGCUGUAUUUCAUCCCACUCAUCAUCAUUGGCUCAUUCUUUGUACUCAACCUGGUUUUGGGUGUACUGUCUGGUGAGUUUGCCAAAGAGAGGGAGAGGGUAGAGAACAGAAGAGCCUUUAUGAAGCUGCGUCGCCAGCAGCAGGUGGAGCGAGAGCUAAAUGGGUACAGGGCCUGGAUUGACAGAGCAGAGGAGGUAAUGCUGGCAGAGGAGAGUAAGAAUUCAGGGCGAUCUCCAUUAGACGUGCUGAAGCGAGCCAGUAAGAAAACAGGAGCGAGAAGAGGAGCCCCGGGAGAUGACAAAACUUACACAGACAUGUCCACUGCCAGCAUGUCCCGGUGCAGGAUGAAUUUUCGCAGUGGUCGGCGAGGUCCGGCUGCAUACCUGCGCCGUAAAGAGAGAAUGUUACGAAUCUCUAUCCGCCGCAUGGUUAAGACAGACACCUUCUACCUGCUCGUGCUCAGCCUGGUGGCCCUCAACACCAUCUGUGUGGCCAUCGUGCACCACGACCAGCCCGACUGGCUCACCAUCUUCCUCUACUAUGCAGAGUUUGUUUUUCUGGGUCUGUUUCUGGCGGAGAUGUGUUUGAAAAUGUACGGCCUUGGAUUCAGACUCUACUUUCACUCAUCUUUUAACUGCUUUGACUGUGCGGUCAUUAUUGGAAGUAUUUUUGAGGUGGUGUGGGGUUUUUUCCGGCCCGGGAUGUCUUUUGGGAUAAGUGUAAUGAGGGCUCUGAGACUGCUGAGAAUUUUUAAGAUCACAAAGUACUGGGCCUCUCUGAGAAACUUGGUGGUUUCUCUGAUGAGCUCUAUGAAGUCCAUUAUCAGCCUGCUCUUCCUCCUCUUCCUCUUCAUCGUGGUCUUCGCUCUGCUCGGGAUGCAGCUCUUUGGUGGAAGGUUCAUUUUCGAGGAUUACACUCCCACCAACUUUGACACGUUUCCAGCUGCCAUCAUGACCGUGUUUCAGAUCCUGACAGGAGAGGACUGGAAUGAGGUGAUGUACAAUGGGAUUCGCUCACAAGGCGGAGUGCAGUACGGCAUGUGGUCAUCUAUAUACUUCAUAGUACUCACCCUGUUUGGAAACUACACACUACUGAACGUCUUCUUGGCCAUCGCUGUGGAUAAUCUGGCAAACGCACAAGAGCUUACAAAGGAUGAAGAAGAGGAAGAGGAGUUUUUCAACCAGAGGUAUGCCAGAGGCAGAGACGGCUUAAUAUCGGAUGGCAGACGGAGACCUUACCUGUACAGGAAGCGAGCCAUCCACAGAGGUCGACCUAACUUCCCAGAGGAGGCCGAUGGAGGGACUGGAGCUGCGGACGAACAGCCCCUGAACAGCUCCAGAACUUUCGCCAAUCGCCGCGAAAGACGAAGGAAGGUCAAUAUGUCCGUGUGGGAGCAAAGGGCCAACCAGCUACGCAAACGUCGUCAGAUGGCCAGCCGAGAGGAGCUGUUCGGGAGCCCCACAGAAGACACAGCAGAGACUCCCACUAUCCCCCACGCCCCUGCCCUGUCCUCUGAAGUGAGUUCGGCCCGCUUCCCCGAAUCGCCCAUGUCCGAAUCAGACCCACAGUCUAUAAGCAUUCCCAUCCCAGAACCCCCCACCUCUGAGCCUCUGGUGAAGAUCUCAGAGGAGAAAGCACCCGCCUCCAACCACCGCACCACUGGGGGGAGCCGUCACAGGAUGGCGCGUAAAUUCAGAGGGAUUGAGGAUGGGGCCAGGCACAGGAGACACAGGCACAGAGAGGCCAGAGCAGAGGCCAAGAGUCUGGACUGCACGCUGGCUCCGAAUGAAGGGGCAAAGGUCAAAAGGUCACUCAGCCAGGACCCGAGGGUGCUGGACGAGCAAGAUGAGAAAGAGGAAGAGAGAGAGAAGACUGAAGUUGUACAAGAUGAAGAUGGGACGUGUAUUGUGAAUCCAUAUGCUGAUGUGGGAGAGGAGAGCAGAAAAGCUUCCAUCGAAGACCCAGAUGUCCCAGACCCCCCUGAGUGCCAGCCGCUGGUAGACUGUAACUGGCCGGGGCAGACGGAUGCUCAGUCAGAUCAGUACGAACACCAGAAAAUCCCCAUAGAGACGGCACAGGAGGCCACGGAGUACAGCCCCAGCACCAUGGAAACAGAGAACCACCCCAGGACCAUGGGGUCGUUCAAACAUCACAAAAUGGAGAGUAGCGUGGCAAUUGACAUGUCAUCACAACCUCUGCUGGAGCUCACGCCAAUGACAGGGAGCAGUAAAGAGCUGGAGGCAUAUCAGUGUGAACAGAAAGAGAAAGAAGAUGACGAAACAGACGAAGAAGAGGAGGAGGAGCCACCACCCUUACCUCCGCCCAAACCUCCAGCUCCAGACAGCAUGUUCAUCUUCAAAGCUUCUAACCCCAUAAGGAGGAUUUGUCACUAUGUGGUGAAUCUGCGAUACUUUGAGAUGACCAUCCUGCUCGUAAUUGUGGCUAGCAGCAUUGCACUGGCAGCUGAGGACCCAGUCUGCACCAAUUCAGAAAGAAACAAGGUCCUGCGCUACUUUGAUUACGUCUUCACUGGAGUGUUCACCUUUGAGAUGAUCAUUAAGAUGAUUGACCAAGGCCUGAUCCUCCACGACGGUUCAUAUUUCCGUGAUAUGUGGAAUCUGUUGGACUUCAUCGUGGUGGUGGGAGCACUCAUAGCCUUCGCCCUAACGAAUGUGAUGGGAAACAACAAAGGAAGAGACAUUAAGACCAUCAAAUCCCUCCGAGUUCUUCGAGUUCUACGCCCACUGAAAACCAUCAAAAGGCUUCCAAAACUUAAGGCUGUUUUUGAUUGCGUGGUCACGUCUCUGAAAAACGUAUUCAACAUCCUGAUCGUUUACCAGCUCUUCAUGUUCAUCUUCGCUGUGAUCGCCGUGCAGCUUUUCAAAGGGAAGUUCUUCUACUGCACUGACAGCUCCAUGAACACAGAGAAAGAGUGUCAAGGCUACUACAUCGACUACAGCCGAGACAAGAAGGAGGUGAAGAGGAGAGAGUGGAGGAGACAUGAGUUUCACUAUGAUAACGUCUGUUGGGCUCUUCUCACGCUGUUCACUGUGUCGACGGGAGAGGGCUGGCCACAGGUCCUGCAGCACUCUACAGAUGUCACAGAGGAGAACAUGGGCCCGAGCCGAGGGAACCGUAUGGAGAUGUCCAUUUUCUAUGUGGUCUACUUUGUAGUUUUUCCGUUCUUCUUUGUCAACAUCUUUGUGGCUUUGAUCAUCAUCACCUUCCAGGAGCAGGGAGACAAGAUGAUCCAAGAGUGCAGCCUGGAGAAGAACGAGAGAGCUUGUAUAGACUUUGCCAUCAGUGCUAAGCCCAUGACCCGCUACAUGCCCCAGAACAGGCAGACGGUCCAGUACAGACUGUGGCACUUCGUGGCCUCGCCCUCCUUUGAGUACACCAUCAUGGUCAUGAUCGCUCUCAACACUGUGGUGCUCAUGAUGAAGUACCACUCAGCUCCUACUGCAUACGACUUCGUUCUAAAGCAUCUGAACACUGCCUUCACUGUACUGUUUUCUAUGGAGUGCAUCCUGAAGAUCAUGGCCUUUGGUUUUGUGAACUACUUUCGAGAUACUUGGAAUAUUUUCGAUUUCAUCACCGUACUUGGCAGCAUCACGGAGAUAGUGGUAGACUUACAGUCUGUCAACACCAUCAACAUGAGCUUCCUGAAGCUCUUCCGAACGGCCAGGUUGAUCAAGCUGCUGCGUCAGGGCUACACCAUACGGAUACUGCUUUGGACCUUUGUGCAGUCUUUUAAGGCCCUUCCUUACGUUUGUCUUCUGAUUGCGAUGCUUUUCUUCAUUUACGCCAUCAUUGGAAUGCAGGUGUUUGGGAACAUCAAACUCAAUGAUGACAGUCACAUCAACCAACACAACAACUUUAAGACUUUCUUUAGUGCACUCAUGCUGCUCUUCAGGAGUGCCACAGGGGAGUCAUGGCAGGAGAUCAUGCUUUCGUGUCUGUCUGGUCAGGAGUGUGAGCCGGACCCCUCCCUCGCCCCCUUCACCAUGUCGCCCGACCAUGAGGGGGGCUGUGGCACUGACUUUGCCUACUGCUACUUUGUCUCUUUUAUAUUCUUCAGCUCUUUUCUGAUGCUGAAUCUGUUUGUGGCUGUGAUCAUGGACAAUUUUGAGUACCUGACACGAGAUUCCUCCAUCCUCGGCCCUCAUCAUUUGGAUGAGUUUGUCAGAAUCUGGGGAGAGUAUGACCGUUUAGCAUGUGGGCGCAUUCACUACACUGCUAUGUAUGAGAUGCUAACACACAUGUCGCCUCCUUUGGGGUUGGGUAAAAAAUGUCCAGCCAAGAUUGCAUAUAAGAGGCUGGUAUUGAUGAACAUGCCUGUGGACGAGGACAUGACAGUUCACUUCACGUCCACUCUGAUGUCUCUCAUUCGCACCGCUCUGGAUAUCAAAAUCGCCAGAGGUGGUGAGGAUCGCAUUGCUCUCGAUUCUGAGCUGCAAAAGGAGAUCAGUAUUAUCUGGCCCUACCUCCCUCAGAAGACCUUAGACCUGCUUGUGCCCAUAAAUAAAGAUACUGACAUGACCGUAGGAAAAAUCUACGCUUCAAUGAUGAUCAUGGACUACUUCAAACAAAACAAGGCCAAGAAGCUUAGGCAACAACUUGAAGCACAGAAGAGUAACCUGAUGUUCAAACGCCUGGAUGCUUCUGCUCUGCCUGAAGACAUUCUGUCCAACACACAGCCUCUGCCCAUGAUGGCCCACAGCGCAGGAUCUGCUUUGACCAGAGGAGGCUUUGUGGCACUGAGCCCCAUCUCACCGCAGGAGCUAUUUUUGCAGCCCAUCAGCUCUGACAUCGACUCUAGUCAACCGGAGAAUCUGGUGGUCCAGUGCACACGGGGCCUUGUGGUCCCUCUGGAGCUCCUGGGCAGGGGCCUGGGUUUACGGGCCACUUCUAUGCCACGUCUGGUGGUAGACCUGCAGCCAGCGGAGGAUGCCAGCGAGUCCCUGAAGCGUUCAGUGUCGACUGUGGGCGACCAGCGGGUGAACGGGCUGUGGCAGGAUGAGCCGAGUCCAGAGAGGGUGUACAGGCCCCGUCACAAGAGCUACAAGGCUGCUGUGUCCCGGUCCGAGCGGCAGCAGGCGGAGAGGGAGCGCCGACACCUGCUCUCUCCCGACAGGUCCCGCUGUAACUCUGCAGACAGGAGCCAGCAGCCCUCACGCUCCUCCAGUGUGGAGAGAGCCAACACAGAGGACAAACAGGGUAACAGCUCUGACAGCCCAGUGCCCUCCACAUCAGAGUCCAGCACCCCCAGUGGUCGGAGGCCCAUGUCGCGGCCGCACAUCUCUUACUCUCCUCUGGCCAGCCGCCCUCAGCCUGAAGAUGAGGACGAGCCCGGCAGCCCAGAGACCAUCAGAAGAGUGAAGUCCAAGAGGGAGUCUAAAGACAAGAGGGAGUCUAAAGAGAGCAAAGCAGAGCGGAGGAGAAACCCCUCUCCUCCGCGUCGCUACCCCUCAGAGCCUUUCCUGGCUUCUCAAGAGCAGGACGACGAGCAGAGUCCCGACCCCACCGGCCCCAUAGAAACUCUCACGUUUGAGGCGGCUGUGGCAUGCAGCCUGGGCCGUGCCAACACUAUCAACAUAGGCGCGCGCUCUCGGACUGGCUGGCAGGUCCCCAACGGACACUUUCGAAAGCGCCUCGCCCAAACCACAUCUGUGACAGGGUGUGACCCCCUCAGUGACACAGAGGAGGAUGACAGGUGCUAG